This is a messenger RNA of Phialemonium atrogriseum, 483 nucleotides long. RefSeq lists its product as uncharacterized. NCBI's taxonomy places the organism in Eukaryota, Fungi, Ascomycota, Sordariomycetes, Cephalothecales, Cephalothecaceae. The coding region runs from base 1 to 483 and encodes 160 amino acids. The transcript is spliced from 7 exons. The record is from RefSeq and is a predicted model, not a curated record.
AUGAGGUCUUCUAGUCUCGUUGCUGGGCUGUCCAUUGCAGCCCAGGUCCUGGCAAAGCAGGCCCCGACGCUUGAGGUUGUUGCCAGGCAGUUGUGUGGCUGGCAAGGGCAUUGCUAUGGCGAUCCCUGUGAGGGUUACAGCGACUGUGACGGCGACAUGAUAUGCAUCGCCAGCCAAUGCCGUCAACCGACGCCUACGACGGCCUGCGUGUGGCCUGGCCAUUGUCUCGGCGAUAAAUGCAAGACCGAAAAUGACUGCGACAUGGACUGGAUUUGUCUUGCGGGGCAGUGUGCUAUCCCGGAUGAAGAUCCGGCGCCGGUCAUCCCCGAGCCGACAACGACUCCCUCGGCUACUUGCGAGUUUCCGGGUCAUUGUCUUGGAGAUCCCUGCGUUGUCCACGAGGACUUGCACCACACCGGAACCGGAAGCCAGUGGAAUUCCAUGCGCAGAUGCUGGCUGUGUUGGCGCUUCUUGUGCCACUGA